AUGGCAAAACAUAUAUUGAGUGACUCUCAAAUAAUUGAUUUGAUGAAUUUUGAUAUUAGUGAUGAUGACUUGGAUUGUUCAGAUGUGGAAUUUGACUUGAAUGAUGUUAUGAAACAUAUAGAUGAUGACACAACACCAUUGGUUUUCCAAGAUGAAUAUCAAGAGCUGCAGCAACAUGUGAAUCCACCUGAUUUAGAAGUACAAAAUGAAAACUUAGAUAUUAACAAUUUACCUAUUUUUAUUGAUGAUGAUUUAAUACUUGAUGUUAAUAUUGAUGAUAAUUUAAUACCUGAUGUGAAUAAUGAUGAUAAUCUAAUACAUAAUGUGAAUAAUGGUAUUCAAAAAAAUAUUAACAAACCCAUUACUUUUACUACAAAUGAGUUAAAACAGUAUAUUGGAAUAACAAUAUUUACAUCUAUUGUUCAAAUUGCUAAUGUUAGGAAGUAUUGGAGCUCUAGAGUCGGAUAUCCUCCUAUAAAGUGUACCAUGGGGCAGAAACGUUUUGAACAAAUAAAGAGCAUUAUUCAUUUUAAUGAUAAUGAUACAGCUCUUCCAAGAAAUCAUGAGGACCACGAUAGAUGUCAUAAGCUUAGACCUAUAUUUGAUCAUUUAAAUAAACAGUUUUCUAGCAUUCCUCUUGAAAGAGAUUUAGCUAUAGAUGAGCAACUGUGUGCGACAAAAGCACGCAGCUAUUUAAAGCAGUAUUUACCUUUAAAACCCCAUAAGUGGGGAUAUAAGUUUUUUGUUUUAUGUAGUAGUAAAGGAUAUGCAUACAACUUUGAAUUAUACACUGGUCAAGAAAAUUUUGAGAAAUUUAGACUUAACACUGAACCUGAUUUGAUGGCUAGUGCCAAUGUUGUUGUAAGACUUAGUAGAAUAAUUCCAGAAAACAAAAACCACAGACUCUACUUCGAUAAUUAUUACACUACCAUACCACUUGUACAAUACAUGGCAAAAAAAGGUAUUUUAACACUCGGAACUGUUCGUAGAAACCGAAUUCCCAAUUGUAAGUUUCCAUCUGAAAAAAUAAUGCUUAAAGAACCUAGAGGAACUUCAUACGAAUAUUUAACUGUAUUUAACAGCGUUCCAAUAACUUCAGUCAUAUGGAAAGAUAAUAAACUGGUGACACUUCUUUCAUCUUAUUGUGGCAUAUUACCUGAAAUGUCAAUCAAUCGAUUUGAUAAAAAAUCCAAAAGAAAUAUGGAAGUUAAGUGUCCUUCUAUAAUUAAAGAAUACAACCGCCAUAUGGGAGGUGUUGAUCUCCUUGAUUCUUUGAUUGGGCGUUAUAAAAUUAAAAUACGGACAAAAAAGUGGUACAUGAGGGUCUGGUACCAUCUCAUUGAUAUAUCAAUCGUUAAUGCAUGGUUACUCUAUAGACGAGUGGAAAAUGAAAAUGGUAGAGUACCAAAAUUAAGUUUAUUUGAUUUUCGGACAGAAGUUGCAUUUUCAUUAACAACGUCUGUGUCUACUCCAAAAAGAGGCAGACCAUCUAAUGAAGAAAGAGAACAGAUAAAAAUACCUAAAAAACAUACUCAUUCAAUAACACCUGAAGAUAUCAGAAGAGAUGGUUUACAUCAUUGGCCAGAAUAUAAAGAAACAAGGCAACGGUGCAAGUAUGAAAAAUGUGGAAAACUAACACAAUGCACUUGUACUAAAUGUAAAACAAGUAGUUCCUAA
Molecule: messenger RNA, 1677 nt
Organism: Aphis gossypii (cotton aphid)
Lineage: Eukaryota; Metazoa; Arthropoda; Insecta; Hemiptera; Aphididae
Product: piggyBac transposable element-derived protein 3-like
Exons: 4
Coding region: 1-1677 (558 amino acids)
Source: RefSeq, a predicted model, not a curated record